This is a messenger RNA of Theileria parva strain Muguga, 669 nucleotides long. RefSeq lists its product as uncharacterized. The coding region runs from base 1 to 669 and encodes 222 amino acids. The record is from RefSeq and is a predicted model, not a curated record. NCBI's taxonomy places the organism in Eukaryota, Apicomplexa, Aconoidasida, Piroplasmida, Theileriidae. The transcript has a single exon.
AUGAAAAUUGUUAAAUUAAUUCUGUUGGUAGUGUUGUUAUGUCCCUACAAAUCAGCACAUGGUGCUGAUGGUGUUGAUAAAUCCCAAUCAAGUGGAGCAAACUCUCUUCGAGCUUCUCCGGGAACUCAGGCUAGUACUCCCAGUAGUGGAACAACUACACCUUCCGCCAAAUCUAGUGGAACUAAUUUAAAACCAGUUACUCUUGAUAUUACGAAGACCAGGAGCACUAAUGAUUGCCUAUACUCUGACUAUGGUAAUUAUGCAACAUUUAAUCCUAAACCUGGUCAUGGAUUUUCUAAGAUUGUGAAGAGGAACAAGGCUGUUUGGACGGCUAAAGAUGAUUACGCCACCGGGGUGUUUCUCAAGGAUCUGGGUGAUAAAAAAAAGGAACUUAGUAUUUCCCUUGGUGAUAAAGUGAUAAUUCUUAAAAAGGAAGGCAGAAAGAAGCCCUGGAUCGACAUCACCAGUAAGAGAAAUGGUGAGAACCCCAAUGCCAAUGAUGGUAGUGCUACAGUUGAUCCAUCUAAUGCAAGUUCUACAGGUGUUUCACAUGGUAUAAAUCUUUCAGUACAUUCGUCUGAUAGAAGGCCUACAACUGAUCCAUCUGGUAGAAGGCCGGCAGAGGAUUCAUCUGCUAGAAGGCCUCCAGAGGAUUCAACUAGACGUUGA